AUAAAGAGAGCUUUGGUCGUGGCAAAAUUUGAUGAGUGGAUACCAGAAAGAGAAAUACUUGAGUUCAGAAACCGCCUCCUAUUCGUUAUUCGUCUCUUUCUAAGACCUUUCUUCCUAAAACUAAAUUAAUCGAUUGUGACCCUUAACCCAAUCUUUAUAAAUUAUUGAUUUUGCUUAAAUCAGUUGUUUUUGCUCAUCCUUCUUUUACUUCCUGUUUCAGACAGCUUUCUUGUAUUAAGCAGGUCUUGUUUUUAAGUUAGGACUGUUGCUAUGUCAGUUGCACCAAUUGAUAGCAUAGCUUCAUUGAGUAGUGAUCUCUUCUAUGACAUAUUACGACGACUUGACGGCUCCGCAUUAGCUAGUUUAGCUUGUACAUGUGCAGCAUUUUGUUCCAUCUCAAAAGAAGAGAGUUUAUGGGAAGAUGUAUGCGCAUCCGUGUGGCCUUCUACCAAUAGGGAGGAUGUCAAAAGUUUAAUCUCCUCGAUCGGUGGUUUUAGAAAAUUCUACGCCGAUUGUUUUCCUCUUAUCAUAAACAAGGAGGUCGGAGAGUAUCAGUGGAACAACUACCACGAGUAUCUUGAUGAUUUGACCGAAGCCGAAUACUACGGAGAUACAAAUGAAUUUGAAAGCAUCACCCCAUCAGAUUUUGUUUCCAUUGUAGAUAUCAGGUUUAAGGGGAAACCAAUCUGCUCCAAAGUUCUAUCUGGAAUUCCAAAUGCGGACGAUAACGCUGGUUGGUUCUACAACUGUCCUUUUCGUAUCGAUCUCCUCACUUACGCUGAUAGAAAUGAUAACAAUGACGGGGAGGGGGAGGGGGAGGUGACUCUUUCCGUAACCGAUGGUCUUCCACCAAUUACAUCAAUGGAAAGAGAAAGGAAAGACGGGAAACUAUGGCACGAGCUUCGUGACGGUCUUCUUCUUAGUUGGAUAUUAGUAAACAAGAAAAUAAAACAAGCUGCUAAUCUUGCUAGCUGGAGUCCUCUUGACGGUCAAAGACAUUGGCCGACGGAUAAAGACUUUGUUAUCCGAUUCGGAUCGGUUCUGCCCGCAAAAGACAUUCUUCCUUCUCAAGUAGUGCAGUGUAUCCUUGUUAUGAAGUUUAGAGUGGUUCACAUUGAAGAAGAAGGGUUUGAAACUAGUCUUAAGUUAACAGAACUUAGCAUGCAGUUGGAAGAUAUGGAAGGUUCCCAUGUUAAUGGAAAAAACAGUUUGCAUAUUCUUAAGGAAGCACUUAGUUGCAGAAGGAGCAAGAAUUAUAGUGAAGCAAUUGAAUCUUGUCAUAUGUAUUCAAAAGUGCAAAAUGAGUUGAAAGAGGAGAAGAUGAGAAGUGAAAGUAGGUUGGAUACGUUUUGUAUUUUAACUGGGAUUGCUGCUUUUAUGACAUUCUGGUACUAUGUUUUGUGAAAAAGUUGUUGGGUUUUGGAGACUCCUUUUUGUAAGAUAAAAUUCCUUAUAAAGUAGUAAUUAGUUGAUGAAGAUUUCGCUGGUUUGAGAUUUGAAAUUCUUAGUAUGAAACUUUUGUAAAUUAACUUUAUGUUAAUAAUGUUUUGUUUUUUUGAGUUUUAAA
This is a messenger RNA of Lathyrus oleraceus (garden pea), 1567 nucleotides long. Its product is annotated as F-box protein At2g27310. Lineage: Eukaryota; Viridiplantae; Streptophyta; Magnoliopsida; Fabales; Fabaceae. The transcript is spliced from 2 exons. The record is from RefSeq and is a predicted model, not a curated record. Gene Ontology annotation, molecular function: protein binding. The coding region runs from base 271 to 1404 and encodes 377 amino acids.